Messenger RNA from Hyaloscypha bicolor E, 1888 nucleotides. RefSeq lists its product as uncharacterized. Gene Ontology annotation, biological process: intracellular calcium ion homeostasis. Gene Ontology annotation, cellular component: perinuclear region of cytoplasm. The transcript has 2 exons. The coding region runs from base 100 to 1749 and encodes 549 amino acids. NCBI's taxonomy places the organism in Eukaryota, Fungi, Ascomycota, Leotiomycetes, Helotiales, Hyaloscyphaceae. The record is from RefSeq and is a predicted model, not a curated record.
CUCUCCUCAAGUUGCAACACAACAUAAGCCUCCAACGCCUCUCAUGAAUGAAGCGCGUGAUUUCCUUCCACAGAAGGACAUUUGACACGCCGAAUCAAAAUGGCGUCCCAUCAACUCGCCAUCGCAAAGGCCUCUUUCUCUGCCGGUCUCCUACGGCCUGAUCCUACCUCCCUUGCGCGCAACGACAUUUCCAACUUCCAUUCCCUGCUGAACGAAACCGUCGUACAAUGCACCCCGAGAAACGUCCAGAAAUGCAAGCAAUGGAUAUUGGAGAACAUUGCUCAGUCUACAGCGAGGUUCACAGCAUUGGGGAAAUACUUGACGGCUUUGACGACUUCUUUCGUGGGAUCUGAUGGCCAAACGACCUCGAAGCGCGAGCCAUCAGUGAGGAGAAAGCGCAUGCACAUUCUUUACCUGGUCAACGAUAUCCUCUACCAUUCCAAAUACCGAAUCAACGAUGCAUCAAUCUGCGGGAAGGUACAGCCAAUAUUGGUGGGCUUAUUUGGAAGCGCUGCAUCAUUCAAGGCAUGUCCGAAGCAUCAGCGGAAAGUCCUGGACCUGCUAGACAUAUGGGACCAGCAGGGAUACUAUUCCAAAGACUACAUCGACAAACUUCGUGAAGCUGUGAAGAAUGCCGCAGAGGCGGGGGAGCAUGCGGACGGAAGUUCUACAGCAGCAGAAAGGGAUCAAGGGCUUACGACGAAGACUACCAGAUCUGCGCCAUAUGUUAUGCCAGCUGUGCAUGGAGAUCCAUCCACGCCAUGGUUCGAUUUACCUGCAGGAAACCUGAUGCCACAUAUCGUGCCCAACUCAACAAGACCUAUCAACCCGGAUAUGAUAAAGCCUUUGCAGUUUGUGGCAGGUCCGGCCGACGAGAAUUUGGUAGUGGCUGUGAAAGCUCUUCUGGAAGAUGUGCAGACCAUAUUUGGAGGUCAAACAGAUCAAGAGGAGAAAGCAUCGAUGGAUAUUGAUGAGCUCGGUCAGCCUAUCGUACUUGAUGAGAUUACCGGGGAAGUCAUCGAUGGCGAAGGGUACUAUGGCUGGUCCCGAUCAUUCUGUGAGAAGAUGAAAAGGCGGAAGAAGGGACUGGACGUUCCUGGGAAAGAUGAAGGUCGGGGAAGGAGUCGAAGCAGGAGUUCAACUCCGGGUACGAGGAAGAGACGAUAUAGCGACUCGGAUGAUGGAUCGAGCCCAGAAGACUACAAGUCUGCACGACGACGACGAUCUUACAGUUCUUCACGCUCUCCAUCGCCAGAUCAUGGACGGAAGAAUGGGAAUUCGGGGUCCGGGUCGAGGAGGUCAUACUCGAGGUCUCCCGGACGAUCGUCAAGUCCAAUACGGCCGGAAAGCUAUCCAAAAGACACUCGGCCUCCUCAGGGCUUACCACCAAGGCCCCAUAUGCCUUCCAUCCCCCCUCCGCCGUUUCAACAACCCUUCAAUCCAAACUUCCCACCGCCGCCCCCGCCCCAAUUCAACAGUCAAAAUCCACAAUUCGGAGCAUGGCCUCCUCCCCCUCCUCCGCCCCUACAAAACUUCAACGGACAAAAUCAACAACAGUAUGGUAAUUGGCCUCCACCGCCCCCUCCUCCUGGGAAUCCACCACCGAUGAACUACCAGCAGCAGCAAGGCAACUACCCACCCGCAUCCGGACCAGGAGGCUGGCAGCAAGGAAACGGAAGAGGCUACAACGGUAACUGGAACGGACCUCGCGGAAGGGGAAACUAUCGCGGCCGAGGCGGAGGAUGGUGAUUACAAUUUACCAACUCAAGCCUGUACAAUACUUGUAUGACGUGAGCUCACAGCUCAAGCUGAAUGAAUCUCACACCGACAACUUCGUCACAAGCCCUCAAAAUCCCAUCUAGCAAUGACUUCAUAAGCUGACUUUCAU